UUCAAAAUUUAUACAAAAAAUAAAAUUUAUGUUAACUAAAAUAUUUACCAGCCAGUUGACAGUAAAUCUUGAUGACUUAUCAUCGGAAACAUUUAUUGUGACCCAACAGUAAGUUCAAUUAUCUAAUAAAUACUUUUGUUCUAAAUAAGCUUGUUUUAUUAGACAAACUUAUGAACAUCAGCAGUCCAGUUAAAGCAAUUGUUAACAACCGUUAGCUUAUUUGAUUUUACUAAUUCUGCUGCUUUUUUAUCACCUUUUUUACAUUUUUUUUAUCCUGUGCAUACGUAAGGCUGGAGGGCGCUACCUGAAAAAUAGCCGGUACAAUUAUUUUCAUCAACCUAGUUGAGAUAUUUUUUAUGGGCAGCAGUACCUUUUCAUCUACCAUUGCAAGUUGAACGCAGUCACUCGUGUUAUGACUUGCUGUUGAUUAAAUAAGAACCAGACUAAAAAUCUAGGAGCUUCAGCUCUAAUGGGAGUAUGAUCGUGGUAAGCAACAGGUUGCCGUUUGUGCUAAAGAGAAAUGAAGAAACUGGAAAAUUAGAGCGUAAAAGCAGCGCUGGAGGUCUUGUUACUGCAGUAGCGCCCGUAGUGAUAAAUGGCAACGGAAUCUGGGUAGGAUGGCCGGGUAUGCACAUGGAAGAUGUAAACGAGCAAAUUCCAGAAUCUGAUCCUAAUGACAAAACUCCAACCGCUGGUUUACUCUCGAGUAAGGUAGUCGCAGUCCACGUAGAACCCGAUAAAUUCGACGCGUACUACAACGGCUCGUGCAAUGGAACCUUUUGGCCACUGUUCCACUCGAUGCCAGACCGUGCGACUUUCAACGCGGAGCAUUGGCGCGCAUACGUCGCCGUGAAUGAAGAAUUCGCGGCGAAAACGGUGAAAGCGCUGGAGCAGAUCCACGAGGAGCAGAAGAGCAAGCCAAACGGGACUCCUUUGGUCUGGGUGCACGAUUACCACCUGAUGUUGGCGGCAAACUGGAUCAGACAGGCAGCAGACGAGAAGAACUUGAAACUAAAACUUGGUUUCUUCCUGCACAUCCCUUUCCCGCCGUGGGACAUCUUCAGAUUGUUCCCUUGGGCAGACGAAAUCCUCCAGGGGAUGCUGGGCUGCGACAUGGUGGGCUUCCACAUCCAGGACUACUGUCUGAACUUCGUUGACUGCUGUCAGAGGUGUCUGGGCGGCCGAGUCGAUAGGAAGAACCUCCUGGUGGACCACGGAGGCCGGACAGUCAGAGUGAGACCGCUGCCGAUUGGAAUUCCCUUCGACCGGUUCGUUUCUUUGGCAGAAGCCGCGCCAAAGGUGAUUAUGACCAACCUGAAGAUCGUCCUCGGGGUGGACCGGCUUGACUAUACUAAAGGGUUGGUCCAUCGGCUGAAGGCUUUCGAGAUGCUGCUAGAAAGACACCCAGAGCACCGCGAGCAGGUGACCAUGCUGCAGAUCGCUGUGCCGUCGAGGACUGACGUUAGAGAGUAUCAGGAGCUCAAGUUGGAGAUGGAGCAGUUGAUCGGGUCUAUCAAUGGAAGGUUCACUACGCCCAACUGGUCACCAAUUCGCUAUAUUUAUGGGUGUGUUAGUCAGGAUGAGCUCGCUGGGUUCUACAGAGACUCUGCUGUUGCUCUGGUUACUCCUCUUAGAGACGGAAUGAAUCUUGUGGCCAAAGAAUUCGUUGCUUGUCAGAUUAACACUCCACCGGGUGUUUUGAUCGUUUCACCUUUUGCUGGGGCUGGGGAAAUGAUGCAUGAAGCUCUGAUUUGUAAUCCUUAUGAAAUUGAUGAAGCUGCUGAGGUUAUUCACAGAGCUUUGACAAUGCCAGAAGAUGAACGUACACUACGUAUGAAUUAUUUACGUCGCCGUGAAAGAAUAUACGACGUUAAUUACUGGAUGAAAUCAUUUUUACAAGUAAUGGGAUCAUUGGAGGAACAUGAUUCUGUAGGCGCGACUGUAAUGCAGCCUGUUACGAUGGAUGACUUUGAUGAUUAUUUAAGCAAGUACAUUGGUGAUGAUCAUAAAUUGGCGCUACUGCUUGACUACGAUGGUACUCUCGCGCCAAUAGCGACCCACCCUGACUUGGCCAUUCUACCUUUGGAGACCAAGAACGUUCUUCAGCGACUGAGCAACAUGCCUGACGUCUAUAUCGCUAUUAUUUCUGGAAGAAACGUUAAUAAUGUUAAAUCAAUGGUGGGCAUUGAUGGAAUAACGUAUGCCGGUAAUCACGGUCUCGAGAUUCUUCAUCCUGAUGGCAGUAAAUUCGUUCAUCCUAUGCCAGUUGAGUUUGAGGGUAAGGUUGGAAAUUUGAUGCAGCUUCUUCAGGACCAGCUCUGCAGAGAUGGUGCUUGGGUAGAAAAUAAAGGAGCCUUGCUAACCUUCCACUACCGAGAAACCCCGAUAGAAAUUCGAGGCAACUUAGUCCAGCAAGCAAAAAAAUUAAUAGAAGAAGCUGGUUUUAAAGCUUGUAGCGCUCAUUGCGCUAUAGAAGCUAAACCACCAGUUGAAUGGAAUAAAGGACGCGCUUCAAUAUACAUUCUACGCACGGCUUUCGGUCUCGAUUGGAGUGAAAGAAUAAGAAUCAUUUACGCUGGUGACGACGCCACCGAUGAAGACGCUAUGAAGGCAUUGAAAGGAAUGGCUGCUACCUUCCGCAUCACGUCUUCCCACAUUGUCCGCACAUCAGCAGAGAGAAGAUUACCCAGUACCGACUCUGUUCUGACGAUGCUGAAGUGGGUGGAACGACACCUCGGCAGACGUAAGCCCCGCAACAAUAGUCUCGACAUAUCAAACCGCUUUAGACGCAGCAGCGGCGGUGUCACCAUGGAGAUGUCCUUCACAGAGCCUCAGCAUUCACUUGCUCAUUAAUAUUUCAAUUUUACAAUAUAAUAGUCAUUCGAAAUUUUUUGGGUUGCCAACGUAGCUCUAGACACUAGAUAUGUAGACUUACUGUUCUACUUACAAGAUCGAUUUUAGGGUACUCUGGCGAAACCUUAACGGUUCAGUUAAAA
Cotesia glomerata is the source of this 2996-nucleotide messenger RNA. RefSeq names its product alpha,alpha-trehalose-phosphate synthase [UDP-forming] (gene Tps1). Lineage: Eukaryota; Metazoa; Arthropoda; Insecta; Hymenoptera; Braconidae. Gene Ontology annotation, molecular function: catalytic activity. The record is from RefSeq and is a predicted model, not a curated record. Gene Ontology annotation, cellular component: alpha,alpha-trehalose-phosphate synthase complex (UDP-forming); cytosol. Gene Ontology annotation, biological process: trehalose biosynthetic process. The coding region runs from base 478 to 2853 and encodes 791 amino acids. The transcript has 9 exons.